GCGGGCAGGAGCCGGGACGGCGGCGGGGGGGCCCGGGCGGCGGGCCCAGACAUCAACGCCCACCCGGUGCAGGGGUCGGGGGCGGGAGAGGGAGCAGAAAGGGCGGGAAUGUCCGUGAAGCCGGGAAAGGGGAAGCAGGAAGUAGGAGAGACGAGGGAUAGGAUGGGACGGGGUUAGGAGGAGACGGAUGGCCACCGCCAUGAUGGUCAAAGCCAACUGUUCCGGAGCGCCUGCUCAAUUCCCGCUGUCGUGGGAGAUUUUCCAAGUGCUCCGCGCCCAACUCUGGCUCUUCUUACCCCCGGCAGUCCUGGCCCUGCUGCAAGUGGGGCUCUUCCUGGAAGCCGUCGGCUUCUUCCUUCGCGGGCCUCUCCCCGCUCACCGCACCGGCCUGUGCCUCUGGAUCCUCGGUGUCUACCCGGUGAUCGGGGUCACGGCUGCCGUCGGCAUCUACGUUCCCCGCUCCUCGUUCGUCUGCAACUUCGUGGCCUCUCUCUAUCACUCCAUCACCCUGUGGAAGUUUCUGGAGCUGGUGCGGGAUCUUGCCGGGGGAGAAGCCCGGCUGCUCCGGCAGCUUCACGGCUCCCACGUGGCUCCCAAUCCUCCGCCCUGCUGCUGCUGCUGCUGCUGCUGCCCCAACAUCGCGAUCACCCGGACCAGCCUGCGCUGGAUGUCGCUGGCCGUGUUGCAGCUGUCUCUGGUCCGCACGGCCCUCUUCCUCGUCUCCCUCGUGCUCUGGACGGACGAGCAGUACGAUUACGGAGACGUGGGCUCCAGCAACCCCAACUCCUACUUCAACGCCCUGAUGGGCGCCUCCACCUUCCUCUCCUUCUACGGCUACCUGCUCUUCUACACGGCUUCGCGCCGCGCCCUGCCCGGCUUCCGCCUCCGUGCCAAGUUUAUCUGCAUCACCCUGGUGCUGGUGGUCUGUGGCCUUCAGAGCGGCGUGCUGGAGACCAUGGGAGCCUUGGGCGUCAUCCCCUGCAGCCCGCCUUUUUCCGCCCGCACACGCUCUCAGAUCAUCUACUACUACUCCCUGACAGUCGAGAUGUUCGGCAUCGGCCUCCUGGCCCGCUCCUGUUUCCGGAGGCUGGAGCCGGCCCCCCGAGAGGGCAAGCCGCAGGAAGAGGAGGGCGAGGCCAGGACGGAGGAGGUGGGGAGCGGUUCCCCCUGGCACACCUGGGCCUCCCCGAAGCCGGAGAGCAGGCCCCAGCGGGAGAGUCUGGGGGUGGCUGGGGACACUUGGGCCCCGAACCCCACCUUCCAGCUUGGAGAGGAGGGUCUGUGCCACAUUGAGCACACUCCGCUCCCCCAGGCCGGGGGGCCCGGAUCGCCGGCUGGAAGCUUGACAUUGGGGACGCUCCCCACCACCGUCCCAUCUCCCCUCCCCGCACCCCACCCUCCUGCCCCAACCUCUCCGGGGGCCCUGGAGACUCGGGCCUAGGUUCCCUCUCGAAGUCAUUGUGUUUGGAGACUGUAGAGCCUGGGGGCCCCAGACCCUCCAGUUUCUUAUUCCACCCCAGUUCCCAGGGUGGGCAGUCCCGGGCUUCCGACCCCCUGCCCACUGGACCAAAGGGCCAGCGCUGGAGUUGCUCCGGCAAACUGUGUGGGGGCCGCUCCCAGCCGCAAAUUUCCCUGGGAGCAGGGGCACAGGAUACAGGUUCCAGCUGCAAUAAAGCAACCGAGACCUUG
Messenger RNA from Tachyglossus aculeatus (Australian echidna), 1689 nucleotides. Its product is annotated as organic solute transporter subunit alpha-like. The coding region runs from base 188 to 1441 and encodes 417 amino acids. The transcript is spliced from 7 exons. Gene Ontology annotation, molecular function: transporter activity. The record is from RefSeq and is a predicted model, not a curated record. NCBI's taxonomy places the organism in Eukaryota, Metazoa, Chordata, Mammalia, Monotremata, Tachyglossidae. Gene Ontology annotation, biological process: transport.